Cimex lectularius (bed bug) is the source of this 880-nucleotide messenger RNA. RefSeq lists its product as uncharacterized. The coding region runs from base 73 to 822 and encodes 249 amino acids. The record is from RefSeq and is a predicted model, not a curated record. The transcript has 2 exons. Lineage: Eukaryota; Metazoa; Arthropoda; Insecta; Hemiptera; Cimicidae.
AAACCCUUAAGAAAUUUCUAUAUAACUGCAUGCUCGAUGGAUUGUUCACUUAGUCCUUAAUAACCGUUUGCCAUGUUCGUCAAGGUCCUUUGCCUUUUUGUGGCCGUCCAGUGCGCCUAUUGCUGUGAUACGUUAUGCGGAGUCUCUCAAUUUGACCGAUUGCCCACUCCCUGUUGCGAACCAGUCUCGUGCAGCGCCCCCAGUUGCGUCACUCACCACCUCGAGAGUUGCGUCCGCCCAGUGGUCCAAGAGUGCGUCCGUCAUGUCCCCGUAGUCAGGAACACGGUCAGGCACCAAGAAGAGUGCCUCACCCGUCACGUCCCCGUCGUGGAGAAGACCGUCUGCCAGCAAGAAGAGAAAUACGUCCGCCACGUGCCGGUCGUAGAGAAGUACUGCCGUCCUGUUGUCGAAUGCCAGACGCGCCAUGUCCCCGUGGUCAGGCACAGGACGAAGACCGUCGUCGAACCCUACACAUGCCACGUCCCUGUCACUGAGAAAUACACCAGGCCCGUCGAAGAGACCGUCGUCCGUAACGUCCCUGUCGUCGAAAGGAGAUGCACACCCGUCGUCCACACCAAUGUGCGUCACGUGCCCGUCACCGAAACAAGAUGCAGGCCCGUCGUCGAAUCUCACGUCUCACACGUCCCAGUCAAGCAACGCUUCGUUAAGAACCUCGUCGAACAGCGAGUCCGCGCUGUCUGCGAACCCGCUACUCCCUGCUGUGACCAACCCGCUUCCUAUAACGGAUGCGGAUGUGGUUGUGGAUGCGGCGGAUACACCAACUACCAAACUCCAUUUUACCAAGGCACUGGAUGCUGUUAACCCCAUCAUUCUAAUCUGUUUACAUACCAAAUAUAAAUAAAACAUUUUUAUUCCAAUA